This is a messenger RNA of Racocetra persica, 361 nucleotides long. The record is from the annotation of a GenBank genome assembly. Lineage: Eukaryota; Fungi; Glomeromycota; Glomeromycetes; Diversisporales; Gigasporaceae.
CUUUCUGAAUGGCAUAAUCUUAUAAACCAACCAAAUGAGUCUGAUGAACUUGAUUAUAAUUCUAAUGAACUUAAUGAAUCAUUUGAUGGACUUGAUGAAUUUGACAAGCUUAAUGAACUUAAUGAAUCCAAUAAUUCUAAUAAAUUUUAUGAAUCUGAUAAUCCUGAUGAGUUUGAUGAAUCUAAUGAAAAAUUAAAAAUAAUCAGUGAAUUUAUGGCUGCUGAUAUGUACAUUCAAGAACUUUCGAUAACUUUACAAGAACUUCCUAAUGUUAAACACACGAGUAAAUUUAUCAAUACUCAAGAAAUUGCUCAACAAUACAAAAAAAGAAGCGACCAAAUUAACAUAACAGCUGAAAUUG